Messenger RNA from Anastrepha ludens (Mexican fruit fly), 6357 nucleotides. RefSeq names its product integrin alpha-PS2 (gene if). The transcript is spliced from 14 exons. The record is from RefSeq and is a predicted model, not a curated record. Gene Ontology annotation, molecular function: integrin binding. Bases 258 to 4880 code for a protein of 1540 amino acids. NCBI's taxonomy places the organism in Eukaryota, Metazoa, Arthropoda, Insecta, Diptera, Tephritidae. Gene Ontology annotation, cellular component: integrin complex; external side of plasma membrane. Gene Ontology annotation, biological process: cell adhesion mediated by integrin; integrin-mediated signaling pathway; cell-cell adhesion.
CUCACAACGGUCGGUCUGAUCAUUAAAGCAAAUAGGAAACGGUCGAAAGCGCGCACAAUACGAAGAAGUUAGUUUUCGAAUAUUUAUUUAGUAGUGCAGCUUUUUUAACGACAUUAUGCUGAUAUAUGUAAAUCGACGCUAAUGACACCAAAUAAAAUUGUUUGAAACUUCCCCUGAAAAAAAAAUACACUACCUAUAGUGUUAGAGUACUAAAAAAAUCGAAUAUAAAAAACAACAAGUCUUCGACUACCAACAAAAUGCAACUGAGUACAACGAAGCGGCAAAAAGAGCGGUGUUUACCGCCCAACACAGUCGUCUCCACCAUAGCCAUCACCCACGCACGCAACGAUUGCAUUAAUAGCAGUAAAACACAUUAUACGCGACUGCCGAUACUGCCGUUACUGCUGCUGCUGCUGUUAAUGCUGACGACCAGCAGUCAUGGCUAUAACAUUGAUCUGCCCAGCUACAUAAGGCACGUGCGUGAACCGAAUACAAUGUUUGGCUUCAGCAUCGCCUUACAUAAGGGGCGCAGCGGAUAUGCACAAUCGAAUUCGUUAAUUGUUGGCGCUCCUAAAUUCGAUACCUCUUCAUACCAACAGGGUGUGGUAGAGGCGGGUGCCGUCUUCAAGUGUGGUAUGAUUGACGGUGACUGCAAUUUGGUGAAAUUUGAUUCUUCAGGAAAUCAUCGGAACACCUAUGGCGACGUUAUCGAACGAAAGUCGUACCAGUGGCUCGGCGCUACAGUGUCCACCAGUCGUGACAACGACUUGAUUGUGGCCUGUGCUCCACGCUAUGUCUUCCACACAAUGACACCAAAUAAAUCAUUGCGUUAUGACCCAGUCGGUACGUGCUUUACAUCAAGGAAUUUUACGCAUUUCAAUGAAGUCUCGCCCUGUCGCACAAAUAACUGGGGCUAUCAUCGGCAAGGCUCUUGCCAGGCUGGCUUUAGUGCGGCAGCAAGCUCUCGCGGUGAACGUUUAUAUAUCGGUGCUCCAGGCAGCUGGUAUUGGCAAGGACAAGCCUACUCAAUAUCACCAGAUGCAACCUUCCCAUAUAAGCCGCCUUUUUAUCAGCCCUUCGGCACCGGAGGUCAGACUUAUUCAUAUGAUGUCACGCGCCCGGAAAAUCAAGUCUACUCAACUGCCGAGAGUAGCUCACAGGAUGACGACUCCUAUUUGGGCUACUCAAUGAUCACGGGCGAUUUCGAUGGUGAUCGUGUCGAAGAUAUUGCCAUUGGCAUGCCACGUGGUGCCGGCUUACUCGGCAAAAUCGUGGUCAAUCACUGGAAUAUGACAAAUAUUUUCAAUUUCACUGGCCAUCAGAUAGGCGAAUAUUUCGGCUAUGCGUUGGCCACAUGCGAUGUGGAUGGCAAUGGUUUGGAUGAUUUGAUCAUUGGCGCGCCAAUGUUCAGCGAACCGGGCAAUGUGGAGGGCAAGUACGACGUGGGUCGUGUGUAUAUACUGCUGCAGAAGGAGAGCGGUGAGCGUUGGCCAAUCGAGCAUAUCCGUGAAGGCUACAAUACUAAGGGACGUUUCGGCUUGGCUCUCACCACACUCGGGGAUAUUAAUCGUGAUGGUUAUGGUGAUUUUGCGGUGGGUGCGCCCUACGAUGGACCCGACGGUCGUGGUAUUGUUUACAUCUUUCAUGGUUCACCUGCUGGCCCGCUGCUGAAGCCAUCACAGAUCAUCAAAGCUGAAGAUAUUGUUGAGGGUGCACCAUAUCCACGCACUUUCGGCUUUGCGCUCUCUGGUGGUCUCGACAUGGAUGGCAAUACAUAUCCCGACUUAGCUGUAGGCGCUUAUGCAUCCGAUCAAGUGUUCAUCUUCAAGUCACGUCCCGUUGCAGCAGUGAAUGCUAUGACCUCAUUUGUGAAUCAAUCGAAGCUGAUCAGUUUGGAUGAUCGCAAAUGUCAGACGGUGCGUGAUGGCAAACGUGUUGCAUGUACCGAAAUUAUGACCUGUUGGAGCUAUACCGGCGAAUAUUUGCCGGGUAGUUUGGAAUUUGAUGUAUCUUGGGUAUUGGAUGCGAAGAAACCAAAGAAACCACGCAUGUUCUUCCUGCUCGAUGAAGGCAAAAAUAUACGCAAUCUUUCGAUCAGUUUACAAUAUGGCAAAACUUAUUGCCGUAAUGAAACGGUAUAUCUGCUGGACAAUCUGCAAGAUAAGCUAACCCCACUGGAGGUGGAAAUGCGUUACGAUUUGCGUAGCAGACAACGCAUGGCACCGGUGAUUAGACGUAAGCGUGACACACUAGAACCGGUUAUUGAUCAGAAUCGUGAGAUCAUUUUGCGCGACGCCAUCAAUAUACAAAAGAAUUGUGGACUUGAUAACAUCUGUAUACCCGAUCUACAACUUGACAUUGUCACUGUCGACAAGUAUUUGCAUGGCUCACGCAAGCCAUUGGUUGUUGAGGUGACCGUGACGAAUCGUAAUGAAGAUGCUUUCGAAUCAGCUUUUUACAUGGAGAUGCCAAAAGAUUUGGACUUUAUUAAAAUUGAAAACCUGGUCGAAAAAGUUGAUACCCCCAUUACAUGUUCUGCGCCAUCGGAAGCGAACAAUUAUACUCUGAAAUGCGAUCUUGGAAACCCGCUACCGGGACAGAAAUUUGCGAAGUUCAAUGUGAUCAUGUUGCCGUCGCAGCGACUCGGCAUGUCACCGAGCUACCACUUCUAUAUGGAAGCCAACUCCACUAAUUCUGAGAUUGAUGGCAACCGUCGAGAUAAUGUGGUAAUCAAGAAUGUCGACAUAUGGGUGGAGACUGAUUUGGCUAUUGAAGGCGCUUCUCUACCAGACUUCCAGUUGUACAAAGCCUCCGAUUACUUAGCAGUAGAAAAUGCUACAAAAGAAGAAGAUUUGGGUCCACAGGUGGUGCAUCUGUAUAAUAUACGGAACAACGGACCUUCAUAUAUUGAAGAGGCUGUCAUUCUCAUACAUUACCCCAAUGAGACCGUGGGCGGUGAUUUGUUGAUGUAUGUUCUCAACCAACCAGAGACGCACGGCAAUAUUGUUUGCGAUCCACAUCUCGCAGUCAAUCCGCUCAGAUUGAAGUUAGAUAACAAUUUGAUGUACAAAUCGUAUCUUAGAGAACGUGGGGUGAUUUUCACCACCGAAAGCACCAGUAGUAGCAGUAGCAGCAGCGGUAGUGGCUCAGUAACUUACAGUGGUGUGGAAAGGUCUGAUGGCAGUAGCGCUGCUGGUACAGCUGUGACCAUAGGGCGUGGCACCAAAGAAUUGACACUCGAAGAGAAGAGACGUCUAGAGAAGGAGGAUGAGCAGGAGGUGCCUGGCGAUGCGUCGGCCACACAUAUUCAACGUGCGCACGAAGCAGCUGUAUCGAGCUCACAAGCUAACUUUGGUGGUGGCGGUGGUGUUGGCACUGGUACAGGUGGCAACUACCACUGGUCUUCCUCAUCAUCAUCAUCCUCUGGUGGCAGUGGUGUUGGUGGUAGUGGUGCUGGUGGUCGUGGACCUAUGGUCAUAGUACGUACCAAGAAUACCACGACUAGCUACGAUGCCAGCGGUCGUCCACAUGUUGUAGAGAGCAGCACAGAAUACUCAACUGAUCUGGAUCAAGCAGGACAAUAUUACUCGCAACCAUUGAAUCAGAACCAACGCCAACACUCGGCCAAUUAUCAACAAUCCGGCAGUUUCGCUCGUGAUGGCGGACAUGGCAACUACGAAGGCGUGCAGAGCACGCGUGGACAUAUACAAAUGGCUGGUGCUGGUGGUAGUGCUCAACAACAGCCACCCAUGUACUCGAAUUACAUUGGCUCUUCGGGUGGUGCCUAUCGUCCCCAUGAGCAGCAGCAGCAGCAGCACCAACAACAACAACAACAAUACCAACAAAAGUCGUAUCAGCCAUACGAUGCACGUCGCGGUUCAAUUGCAUCAUCAUCCAACUACAAUACCCACAACAAUUACGAUAACUUUGGUGGUGUAGUUGGUGGUAGUAAUUUUGACAAAGCUGCUUCAGGCGGACAUGGCUUCCAGGCAGGUAUGCUGGAUUUGGGCACCAUCAACCGUGAUAACGUAGAUAACGAAUUGCGUCAACAUGAUGGACAAUAUGGCGGCAAUACCGGCGCUUCCUAUGGCUAUCAGCAAUCCUACACACGUCGCGUGCGCUCUCCGGCUGGCAAUAAACCCUAUUACGGCAUGGAAAAUGAAGACUACUACGAUGAGGAUGGUAUUCAGCAGCAAGGUGUACAACAGCAGUCUUUCCGAGGAAGUGAACAGUUAUCGCAGGCUCAGAAAGAUGGCCGCACCUACCAUCAAUCAUCCUCCAGCAGCGCAAAUAGCUACUAUAAUGAGCAAGGUGGCCAGCAUCAAGCUGGUCAUAAGGCAUCGUCAUCAUCUUCCUCAUCAUCACAUUCUUCAUUCUCAUCGAGCUCUCAGCUACGCGAAGGCGAAAAUGCUGAAGCUGAGGAAUUGACCCAAAUCGAUUGGGUUUCUCCUUGCAAGGCGGCAAAAUGCCAGACGUUGCGUUGUGUAGCAAAGAAUCUUGCCAAGGACGAUGGUGUUUGGGUGGCCAUACGCAUGCGUACGGUGGCUAAGACAAUGGAGAAAUUGGCCGGUAAUUUGCCGCUGAAUGUAUCUACUAUGGCAGCAUCGAAUGUGACACGACUGCCAUAUAUUGGCGAACCAAAAGUACCCAUCAUAAAAACACAUGAGAUUUUCUACAAAGCGGUGCCAGAGCCAAUUCCAGUACCUGAUGUGGUACCACUGUGGGUGGUGGUGCUGGCGGCGUGUGCAGGUGCACUCAUUCUGCUAUUGCUGGUUUAUUUGCUAUAUAAGUGCGGCUUCUUUAAUCGCAAUCGUCCACGCGAUCACUCUAUGGAGCGACAGCCAUUGCGAAAUGGUUACCAUGGCGACGAGCACCUGUGAGCACUAUCUGUGGUCUCUCAGCCGCGAAUCCCCACCAAAUCUCAACGCAUACUCGUACAUAUCAUUUCUGAUUCUUGUCCACUUUUCAAGGCAGCUUUGUAUUGAGAUUACCUUUUGUUGUAAGCGUAAACGUAGGCUGGCUCACUGCCGCUAAUAACCGCGAAACGAGUACUUUACGACGAAAUCGAUGGUGCUUGAACGAUGUAAUGACAUAUUUCUGCAGCUGCGAUCUGCUCAUCAUGUGCAGUAACUAACCAAAACGAAGCAAAAUGGAGUAAAAUAUUUGGCUUCUAAAGUAAUAAGUUUCUACAUAAAUAUUAAAAACAAAAAAAAAAAAAAACAAAGUGUAACAGCGUCUUCUUUUUAAUUUUUUACAAUUAAUUAUAAAAUAUUUUAUAAAUAAUUUACUAUCUUUGCUAGUCACGAAAUUCACUGUUGCCCUCUCUUCAAGCUGAGAAAAAGUAGACCAAAAGGAUUUCGAGUUGAGGAGAAGAGAGCGCAGUAACGACAAAAAUGUGCUUUUAACAUUUUUAUCGAAGCUUUUAAUAAACUGUAAAUAAUAUAUACAUAUUACUAAUUAAAAAAACAAAACCUGUUAAAUGAAAUAAGUAAUAUCGAAACACUCUAAUGUUGCCUUGUAUAUGAUAAAAAGAAUUUAUUGAACAAAAAUAACUAUUUAAUGCCGUUAUGAAAGCGAAAAGUGCUAAUAUUAAUUUUACUAAUGUUAAAUAUCAACAAAACAAAAACAACAAUAAAUAUAACGUUGUGAAUGUGUACAUUUGCGCGUAUGUGAGUGCCUGUAUGUGUGCGUGUGCUUGUAUAGUAAUGUUAAAAAGUAAGUUUAACUCAAUUGCAUUACAACUAGAAAAAAAUAAUAGUAAUAAUAAAUAAAUGAUCAGAAUCGAAAAUACGAUAGGAAUACGAACUUCAAGAGAAAAAGUAUAUUAACAAAGUAAUUUAAUUUUUAUGUGAACUAACCCUUUUCGCUAUGUGUAAAUACAAAGGAAAGCUGUAUAAAUAUACUGUUAUUUGGCUUCAAUUUAAAGCACUGCCUUUGUUUUAAAAAUACAAUAAUAAAUAAUUCGAAGGAAAUUAAAUUGUUAGGAAUACUCGUAUAAGCAAAAAAUCUGCUUUCUUUUAUAAGACCUACCGAAUCUCUUGCUUAAACUAUUUACCGUUAGUGAAAAGAAAUACAUUUACCUUACAUAAUGAAAUGUAGAUUAAAACUCUCAUAUUUAAUGCAAUGAAAAAGUGAGCGAUUUUAACAGUUUAAUUUAAUUUUAUAGUUUGCAUGGUUAUAUAAAAAAAUUCAAUUUUUUAUAAAAAAUAAACUAUUUUUGCUUACACUUUUUUAUGUUUAUUUAACUCUCAGCACUGAACAGGCUGGCUUUAUUAAUUUAUUAACUGUACUUAUUAAUUGCAGAUAUUUUAAUUUUAAGUCUAAUAAAAAUACAGUGUGAGUUUAUUUUAUAUAAAA